UGAUUUAACACAAAGGGCAACUGUGUUUUCACAAUAGGCUAGGUUGGUUCUAAAAAUGUUGUUUACUCGGGUGUUCUUGGUAAUGGAAGCUAAUUGUUAACCUGAUUUAAGUGAGACAAAAAAUAUCAAAAAAAUUGUAAGGGAAUACAUAAAUUUUCACUGGGCUGUUAAUUGCUUUUUGUUCUUAGUGGGGAAAAAUGACCUUUUCAAAUAGCAACCAAUGAAUUGAUCGGAUCUGCGUGCACUUCUUGGACUUGGGGAUAUAAAUAGCUUGAAAUUUUACUUUCACCUUUGUUUAUUGAUUUUACUAGUCUCUUUGUCAGAAUCUAGAUUUAUCCUGUAAAACUUUUUAAACAAGUCGCCCUGUAGGGUCGUCAGUGCAGUUUGUGCUCAAAGGUAUGAGUUAGUUGAACAUGCACGGGCGCGUGAAAGGUAAGGUCACACAUUAAACAUUUCUCCCCACUUCAAAGGGGAUGCCUGGGCUCGUGACGUCAGCGCGCGCUCGUGCGGAUGGCAGGACAGUCCUGGCAGCAGAGGAGCAGCAGAAGAUGAAGAGGACAUGAACUGAGCUGAMGUCGCUCCGGACGGACAGCUUCUUAUCUUGUAGACGGCGUCAUGCUGUAUCUUUCGCGCCCCCUACUGGCCGCCUGCCUGUACCUGCUGCUGCCCUGGGGCCAGGGCAGGACCUUCGGCUACAACAACGGGUUUCACUACCAGGACAUCAGCAACGGGGAUGGAAACGGAGAGAUUUAUUUCAGUGGGAUUCGCCUUCUUGUGGAAUCGCCCCAGCAUUUGGUGUCGGCCACCAGGGGGAGCAGCGUCACCCUUCCCUGUCACUACCGCUAUGAACCCGAACUGACCGCGCCGCGCAGGACCCGGGUCAAAUGGUCCAGGUUACCCGCCAACUCCAUCACCACGAACGAAGCCUUCGCCUUGGAAACUGAAGUUAUGGUCGCCAUGGGCAACCGCCAUCGCAGCUACGGCAGCUUCAAAGGCCGAGUGCGCCUGCGUCGCUCGGCUCCAGGGGACAUGUCUCUGGUGAUAAAUGAGCUGCAGCUGAACGACACCGGGCGGUACCGCUGCGAAGUGAUCGAUGGCCUGGAGGAUGAAAGCGUAACGGUGGAGCUGGAGCUGAGGGGUGUUGUGUUCCCCUAUCACUCUCAGAAAGGACGCUACCAUCUGAACUUCUUUGGUGCCCAGCAAGCAUGCCUGGAUCAAGACGCCACUCUGGCUACAUUUGAGCAGCUGCUCUCGGCCUGGGAGGACGGGCUGGACUGGUGCAACGCCGGCUGGCUGGCCGACGGCACUGUGCAGUACCCCAUCACCGCCCCACGGCACGGCUGCGGAGGUGAAAGUUCAGCUCCCGGACUCCGUAGCUACGGACCAAAAAACCGCCUCUUCCACCGAUUUGAUGCUUUCUGCUUCUCGGCUUCCAUGAAGGGGAUCAUUUACCACUUAAACCACCCAAGACGGAUGAACUUCACAGAAGCAGGCCACGCUUGUGCCAGAGACGGGGGCCGGGUUGCCAAAGURGGCCAGCUGUACGCCGCAUGGAAGCUGAAGGGACUGGAUCGCUGCGACGCAGGCUGGUUGGCCGAYGGGAGCGUGCGUUAUCCYAUCACAAACGCCAGGGCUAACUGUGGCACGUCACAGCCAGGGGUGCGUAGCUUUGGGUUCCCGGCUCCACACAUGAAAUUCGGCGUGUACUGCUACCGAUAGAUGACUUACGACAAACCUGGAUCCAAAUAGGCAAGAAGACGGUUCCUGUAUCUUUGUUUUUUAGAACGGACAAUGCGACCUUUAAAAGAUUUUUAUUUCAAUGACUGGUGAAACGUCUCUGGGACAAAGCAGAAAAUCAUCCAACCCCCCCCAAAAAACUAGAAAUGUUUACAUCUUCUAUGUGGAAAAUUUCCACCACAGCUUUUGGAGCAGCACCACAAAUACUUUCUUUUAUCGUUCACAUUAACACCAGUCAGCAGCAGCUGCUUGGUAGGAUAUUAGUACAGUUUUACCUUUCGUMUGCAGAUUUCUACACUGUGAUUGUUCGGUACUAGAUGGGCGCUGUCUUUUAAAGAAUUGCUUUAGCAUAUGUCUGUGKUGAAGCUGUUAAUGAACGAUGCUCUACGAAUGACAAAGCCACUCUGUUCUUGUAAUAUAGAAAAUUACCUUGUAAAAGAAGAAUCCGAGUUCUUGUCAAACGCAUGCCCUUUUUUUGUAUUGUCUAUGCAUUUGUGAUAUUUUCUAUGAAUAAAAACUCUUCUGUAAAUA
Poecilia reticulata (guppy) is the source of this 2268-nucleotide messenger RNA. It is a transcript of the gene hapln3, whose product is annotated as hyaluronan and proteoglycan link protein 3. Gene Ontology annotation, biological process: skeletal system development; central nervous system development; glial cell differentiation. The record is from RefSeq and is a predicted model, not a curated record. Lineage: Eukaryota; Metazoa; Chordata; Actinopteri; Cyprinodontiformes; Poeciliidae. Gene Ontology annotation, cellular component: perineuronal net; synapse. Gene Ontology annotation, molecular function: hyaluronic acid binding.